AUCCCCAGCUACCAACCGACCGUGACUCCGACCCCCCCUCCCCGCAUCAGCGUCGACGACCUAAUCGCCUCCCUCCCGCUCGUACAAACCCUGCGCCAAAACCCCACAAGAUACAAAGAAUCGCGUCCGCAUCUGUCCAUGACGCCCUCGCUGCGCCCCGCGCACUUCGUCGCCGGCACGCUCUCCGGGCCCGAGAAAGUCUCCGUCGCGCCGUACAUGUUCACCAGUGAAGGAGAGAAAGAGGGAAGCGCGUCCCGCCCCCGCGCGCAAAUCAUCUCGAUCUUCCACAUCGGCGAGCAGAUGUGCGGACACCCGGGAUACGUGCACGGCGGGCUGUUGAGCGUGAUGUUCGAUGAGGCGUUUGCGCGGUGCGUGUCGGACUCGUUUCCCAGUGGGCUGGGGAUGACGGCGAAUCUGAAUGUGGAUUUCCGGAAACCGGCGAUUCCGGAUCGGGUGUAUGUGUUGCGGGCGGAGACGGUGAGGGUCGAGGGCCGGAAGGCGUGGGUGGAGGGGACGAUGAAGUGUUUGCCUUCGGGUUCUUCGCGGAAGGGUGCGGAGGGAGAGACGGUUGUGGCGGAGGCGAGGGCUCUGUUUGUUGAGCCGAAGUUUGCGGAUUCCAUGGUGCCGCUGUACCGGAACUGA
Messenger RNA from Aspergillus heteromorphus CBS 117.55, 642 nucleotides. RefSeq names its product PaaI family thioesterase. Lineage: Eukaryota; Fungi; Ascomycota; Eurotiomycetes; Eurotiales; Aspergillaceae. The transcript has 3 exons. The annotation marks the transcript as partial. The record is from RefSeq and is a predicted model, not a curated record.